AUGGGCACCGCUGCCAUCUCCUGCCGCCGGCCCCCAGGUACGGGGCAGGCCCCCGGCCCCGGCCCCGCCCCCGGCACUGAGGCACGGCCCACGGCUCGGGACGCGCACGUGCUGCCGCCUCGUGGCGGCCCGCGCGCACCGGGCCCCGCCUCAUACUGCUGCCCUGCUGCGCUGCGCUGCACUGCCUGCCCUGCCUCAUGCUGCUGCCCUGCUGCGCUGCGCUGCACUGCCCGCCCUGCCUCCACAGAGGGUGCCAGCGCUGGCCCUGAUGUGCAGCAGAAAGCGUCCGGCAGCGGCAUGGCGAGGACAGUUCUGACCCUCUGCCUGCUCCUUGCUGCUGUCCUGUGGGGUGGCCUGACACAGGCUCUGGGACCCAUGGCUCGCCCUGGCCCCUUGCUGCUGAGACUGCAGCGGCUGGAGAAGCAGUUUCUCCGGCUCCAAGAGGUGACACUGAGCCAUCUCCAGAGCAUCGCUGAGAACUACAACAUCUCCUACAACAUUGAUGGACGCUUCUGGGUGCUGAUGGAGCAGGUGGAGGCAGCUGCUGCUGACCGAGCUGCCCUGGGCACUGAGCUGGCUCGCUUGGACACUGCCAGCCGGCAACUGCACCGCAGGCUGAAGCGGCUGGAGGGGACAGUGGGUGCCCUGAACCCAGCUUACCUACCACUCACCCACCCACGACGUGCACUAGCAGAGGCUGGCACCAAGCUGCACAGCCUGACAGACGCUGCCCAGAGCUGGGGCAGCCAGCUGGAGCAGGAGCUGCAGGGCCAGGUGGCCCCCAGUAUCCUCAGCCAUCAGCCCCUGAAAGCAAAGCAGAGGGAACCACACCGACAGGAAGAAGGGCAUCAGCUGCCAGCUGAUGCCAAGCCUGAUGGAGUACCUGGAGAGGAUGCAGAGUUCCCUCAUGACGCAGUACCAGGACCUCAGGCUGUGACACUGAUGGUCCAAACUGUGACUGUGGUCCCCCAGGUGCAGCCACUGGCAUCCCAGCAGUCAGGAGAGGAUAGGUACAGGACCCCUACCCUGGUGCCCAGCUCCCCAGCCUGCCACACUGGUGCUGUCCUGCUCUUCCCCAACACCUCUGCCAAGCACAUGGCCAUCCUGGAGCUGGAGCCACACCAGGAGCUGCAGGCACUGUCACUCUGUGCCUGGCUGGCCACCUCAGCCCCCAGCCUCGGUGCCCUCAUCUCCUACAUCACUCAGGAUGGUGGCAGCAAACUGGCUGUGCGUGGCCAUGAUGGGGACCUCUCUGGCUCUGCACAGUUUGUCAUUGGGGAAGGGCAGUUUCGGCAGCUCCCAGUGAUGCCACUCCUGGAUGGCAAGUGGCACCACCUCUGUCUCACCUGGUCCUCCAGCCAGGGCCAGUACCGCUUCUACGUGGACAGGCGGCUGCUGGCUGCUGGCUCUGGCUUCCAGCAGGGCUAUGAAAUUCCCGCUGGUGGCUCAUGGGUGUUAGGCUGGGAGCAGGAUCACCCUGGAAGGGUCUUUGGCACCACAGCUUUUGUAGGUCACCUGGCUGGCUUUGGUCUCUGGAGCCGAGCUCUCCUGCCCGGGGAGGUAGCCAGCAUGGCAACAGGCCAGGGGCUGUCCCAUGGCCCCCUCCUCAUGCUAGACAAUGCCUCCCUGCAGGGUGAAGUGCAGAAGGUGGUGUGCUCCUGCCCCCAGCACUGCCUGUGA
Molecule: messenger RNA, 1680 nt
Organism: Indicator indicator
Lineage: Eukaryota; Metazoa; Chordata; Aves; Piciformes; Indicatoridae
Gene: PTX4
Product: pentraxin 4
Exons: 3
Coding region: 1-1680 (559 amino acids)
Source: RefSeq, a predicted model, not a curated record